AUGUCGUACUUCUUUGCGACUCCGGUCGAUAUCGACAUUGUUCUUGACAAUGCCGACGAACGGUCAAUGGUCGAUGUCAAGCUGGACAAGAACCGGCGCGAGAAAGCUCCAUUGUAUAUGGACGGCGAGUCGGUCAGGGGUGCCGUGACUGUGAGGCCAAAGGAUGGCAAGCGGUUAGAACACACGGGCAUCAAGGUGCAAUUCAUUGGCACAAUAGAGAUGUUCUUUGAUCGAGGCAACCAUUACGAGUUCCUCUCCCUCGUGCAAGAGCUGGCCGCGCCCGGCGAGCUGCAGCACCCGCAGACCUUCGAUUUCAACUUCAAGAACGUCGAGAAGCAGUACGAGUCGUACAACGGCAUCAACGUCAAGCUGCGCUACUUUGUGCGCGUCACCGUGUCGCGCCGCAUGGCCGACGUGAUCCGCGAGAAGGACAUCUGGGUCUACAGCUACCGGAUCCCACCCGAGAUGAACAGCAGCAUCAAGAUGGACGUCGGCAUCGAGGACUGUUUGCACAUUGAGUUUGAGUACAGCAAGAGCAAGUACCACCUCAAGGACGUUAUUGUUGGCCGCAUCUACUUCCUACUCGUGCGACUCAAGAUCAAGCAUAUGGAGCUUAGCAUCAUCCGUCGGGAGACGACGGGCGCCGCGCCGAACCAGUACAAUGAGAGCGAGACGCUGGUGCGGUUUGAGAUCAUGGACGGCUCACCAUCACGGGGAGAGACCAUUCCCAUCCGGUUGUUCCUGGGUGGCUUUGACUUGACCCCAACCUUCCGGGACGUCAACAAGAAGUUCUCGACAAGAUACUACCUCAGUUUAGUCUUGAUCGAUGAAGAUGCGAGGAGGUAUUUCAAACAGUCCGAGAUCAUUCUCUACCGGCAAGCGCCCGAAUUGGCCAAUUCCCAAGACCAAGGAGCGUUACCGGCGCCGCCACCGGAAAAUAAGCAAAUAAUGGCGGGUACCAGCGCGGCAUGA
Molecule: messenger RNA, 972 nt
Organism: Chaetomium globosum CBS 148.51
Lineage: Eukaryota; Fungi; Ascomycota; Sordariomycetes; Sordariales; Chaetomiaceae
Exons: 4
Coding region: 1-972 (323 amino acids)
Biological process (GO): retrograde transport, endosome to Golgi; intracellular protein transport
Cellular component (GO): endosome; retromer complex
Source: RefSeq, a predicted model, not a curated record